UCUCCCUCUACGCGCCAAAAUACAUCUGCUCUCAAGAAAAUAUCGAAAAUCAUAGUAGCAGAGAAAAUCUUUCAGAUUUUUACCAUGAAAAUCCAGUUCUUGAAUGUCAUUGUUAGGUUAAAAAUCAAUAGAGAAAAACACAACAAGUGGAAAAACAGAGAACAAGAUAGCAAGUCGUGGAAAUUCAUUUUUCUGGAAUAACUGCUCUGAAAUUCUCGUCAGGUUCUUGUUUAUACAUUAAUUCUAUUCCUUAGAAGUUAUAUACUUUUUUGUACAUUUCUUGUUGUGGCAAUUGUAGAGUAAAAGAUUGUAUACUAUGUAAUUGUGGAAAUUACUAAGUCGUGAACUUUUUGGUGUGGGAAGAAUAGACUGAACCUUUUGGUGUAGAAUUUCGAAACUUAACUAUUCUGUUCUUUGGUGUACUAGACUUUGACUUGAAAGCAAAUAAAUUUAAAAGUUUAUCAUUUUAACUUAUAAAUAAAAUUAGAUUUGAAUAUCUUAUGAAUCAAGGUUAAUUGAUCGUCAAACUAGUAUAGUUAUGCACCAUUUUCUUUCAUUAUUGCUUGUUGAAUUGUAUCAAUCAAAUAAAAAAUUUGGAGGUUAGCAGGGACUAUGCCUCAUAAUUACUUUAUAAGUCAAGUGUUAAGUAAAAGCUACAACAAAGUAAGUGCUCACUUAUGAUAUGUAUCUUACUUUCUCUUGUUUAAUGGUAGAUUUAUGGAGAUCCCAUCUCAAAAGAAACAUAUGGAUGUUUCUAAUUUAUUUGAGCCAAUAAAACUUGGGAUGACAUUUGAUUCAGAAGAGUAUGCAUAUGAAUACUACAACAAAUAUGCUGCUACAAUUGAGUUUAGUGUUACAAAAGAAUAUGCAAACAAAAGUAAAGUCCACAGAUAUGUGACUUCGAGAAAAUUUACAUGUUAUAAAGAAGGUUAUAGAGGAAGAGACAAGCGAGAAGCGAUGGUCAAGAAACCUAGAAAGGAAACUAGGACGGGUUGUUUAGCUCACAUGGUCGUAAGUCGUCAAUCAAAUGGGAAGUUUUCUGUCAUUUCAUUUGAAGAGAAGCACAAUCAUCCUCUCAUUCCUCCAUCUCUAGCGCAUAUGCUGCCAUCGCAAAGGAAUAUUAAACUUUCUUUAGCAUAUGAAAUUGACUUAUUGGAUGAUUCAGGAAUAUGUCCUAAACCAUCUUUUGACUAUGCUUUUCGUCUAGCUGGGGGAAAAGCUUCUUUAGGUUAUACAAAGAGGGAUCACAUAAACUAUCUUCGUGACAAAAGAAAAGAAAGUCUAAAGCAGGGAGUGGCUCGUAGUUUGGCCGAUUACUUUGAAAAAAGAGUAAUAAAAGAUCCAUCUUUUCGGUUUUCUUUACAAUUUGAUGAUGAUGGUUUGAUAACAAAUAUUUUCUGGGUUGAUGCUAAAAUGAUAAGGGAUUUUCAGAUUUAUGGAGAUGUUGUAUCAUUUGAUACAACAUAUAGAACAAAUAAGGAGUAUCGACCAUUGUCUUUGUUUGUUGGAUUAAAUAAUCAAGGGAAAUGGUUGUAUUUGGUGCUGCCCUUUUAUACGAAGAAACAGCUGAAGCAUUUGAAUGGCUUUGUACUGUAUUUUUUAGAGCUAUGUCUGCAAAUAUGCCACAAACAUUCAUCACAGAUCAAGAUCCUGCAAUAUAUUUAGCAGUCUCAUUAGUGAUGCCACAAACAUAUUAUCGUCUAUGUAUAUGGCACUUGGAACAAAAUGCAUUUAAACAUCUUAACCAUAUCUUUAGAGCUCAUAAAUCAUUUCCGAGUGAUUUUAGCAAAUUGCUUUAUUAUUACGAGUAUGAAGAUGAUUUUCUAAAUGCAUGGGAGGAAAUGCUUGAGAAGUACGACCUUAAGGAUAAUAGUUGGUUGAAAAACACUUUUGCUAUAAGGGAAAAGUGGUCCAUGACAUAUGGUAGAAAUGUAUUUUCAGCAAGUAUGCGAAGUACACAAUUGAGUGAAAGUUUUAAUGGAUCACUAAGGGGCUACUUGAAAUCCGAUUUAGAUAUUGUACAGUUCUUUAAGCAUUUUCAAAGAGCUAUUGAUGAUAAGUGUGCUAAUGAAAGUAAGUCAAAUUUUGAUAUUACCCAACGAAUAUCUGUCUUGAAGGUUAAGCUUCCUUUAUUGAUCCAUGCGAGAGAAAUAUAUAAUGUAACCAUAUUUGAUUUGUUCGAAAAGAAGUGGGAAAGGUCAUUACUUGUCUCUAUAAAUGGCUUUCAUGAUGAAGGAGAAUUUUGUAAAUACAAUGUUAGCACGCAUGGAAGUCGCAGAGAACAUGUAGUAGUAGUGAAGUGCUCAACAAAGGUAGUCUCUUGCAGUUGUAAAUUGUUCGAAUUUUCGGGUGUACUAUGUGGACAUGCUCUAAAGAUUCUGGACACAUUAAAUAUCAAAGAUAAGAUUCCUGACCAUUAUAUAUUAAAAAGGUGGACAAAAGAUGUUACCAACUUGGUUGCAAUGGAGAUUAAAGUGUUUAGUGAGGGAGGUGAUUCAAAAGUUGAAGUUAGUAUAAGGUAUAGACAUUUAGGCCAAACUCUUGUCCAAAUUGCAAGUGAAGCUUCAGAAUCCAAAGAAGGAUAUGAGUUGCUUGCAAAGUAUUCCAACGAGAUAAUUGCAAAGUUGAAGGAAGUAAAAAUAAAAAAUGAAUCUCAUGAAAGUCCACCAGUUCCAAGCAAAGUUCUCCAUGAUGAGACAAUAUUUGUUGAUAGUGCAAAUGUCACAAAGGUGAUAGGGUUAAAGAAGAAGCAAUCAACUCGUCGCUCCAAUACUCGACCAAAGAGUUUUGUGGAAAAGACCAGGAAGACGAAGAAUAAGAUUCAAUCGCCAGUAUCUCCUCCAUUGCAAACUGUCCAACAUGUAAGUCACCUUGCAGACCUCCAAGCACCAUGUCCGCCAUUGUCUAAUGCCACAACGAAUACGGGAUAAAUUCUUACCCAUGGUAUUCUUCAGAGUUGUCUCAGCUAACAUCUCAUGGAAGUCUAUCUCAACUCCUAAGAGAUAUUUCAUUUCAUAAUUUAAAGAAGCACUCUCAAGGUUGAUCGCCAAUAUCAUGAAAGAACGAAGGUUGCAUAGCAGUAUAACUUUGUCAACACAAAGAUGAUUUCAGAACUAUUUAUUCCAAAAACAAUCAGUGACUUUUUCCAGCUUUGGAGUAUAGUUUAUAAAUGCUUCCAUAUUGAAAAAUAUAAUUCUCUGUUAUGACAAACAUCAAAUUGCAGUAGAAUUGAGAUAAUUCU
Messenger RNA from Nicotiana tabacum (common tobacco), 3241 nucleotides. The record is from RefSeq and is a predicted model, not a curated record. NCBI's taxonomy places the organism in Eukaryota, Viridiplantae, Streptophyta, Magnoliopsida, Solanales, Solanaceae.